UUUGUCUUUCAGGACCAUCUCAAGCUCAAAAUGAAAAGAAAUAUGUUGUUGAAGAACUUGACUUUUGUGAAAUGUUUUCUCCAUUGAAUGAAACUUUGACUGUAAAUGCACUAGUAAAUAUUAAAAUGACAAAAACAAUUAAUCGAACUAUGGGUAUGUCAAUAAAUGAUGAUUCAAUGUAUGGUGGUUUAUGGCUACCUAAAUUGUCCGUGACAACACUUUCGGAUGCACUUGUUUACGUAGAAAAUGGUGAAUAUUUACGAUAUUUGCCUGAAAGAACACGUCUUAUUGUUGAUAUGAGUGAAUCAGAUUUUUUUGUACAAAACACUCAAGAACCAAUUGCUCGAAGAAAUGAAAUAAUAUUUCAUACUGUUUUAUUUUCGAUGUUGUGCUUGGGUCUUUUUGGUUUGUUAUUCCUUCUUGUCAAGCUAUUGAUUGUUCCCGUUGUUAAAUUCAUGCAACAACGUUACUUUGCUCGUGGAAUGGGAAGUUCUGACAAUGGUGAAGACGAUGAUAUUAUUGACAAAGUUAUUGAAGAAGAAGUCGAAAAAGCGAUACGAAAUCUGAAGCAAAGAUGA
This is a messenger RNA of Rotaria sp. Silwood2, 578 nucleotides long. NCBI's taxonomy places the organism in Eukaryota, Metazoa, Rotifera, Eurotatoria, Philodinida, Philodinidae. The record is from the annotation of a GenBank genome assembly.